This is a messenger RNA of Aegilops tauschii subsp. strangulata, 571 nucleotides long. NCBI's taxonomy places the organism in Eukaryota, Viridiplantae, Streptophyta, Magnoliopsida, Poales, Poaceae. The record is from RefSeq and is a predicted model, not a curated record.
UCUACUGUUUCUUGCUUCUGGACUCCAGAAGCAAAAACAGUAGAUUUUAGCGAUUCCUUUGGCAUAGCAUCCUAUUGGCGCUACAAAAUCUGCAUCCAGUUCACACAAGAUGGUAGCGAGCAAGAUGAUGGUGGCGAAGGAGGCGAUCCCACUGCUGACGCCGCACAAGAUGGGGCGGUUCGAGCUCUCACACCGGGUGGUGCUCGCGCCGCUCACGCGCUGCAGCUCCUAUGCCAACGUGCCACAGCCGCACGCCGCGGCGUACUACUCGCAGCGGGCCACCAGGGGCGGCCUCCUCAUCGCCGAGGCCACCGGCGUCUCCGCCACCGCGCAGGGGUACCCGGAGACACCCGGCAUCUGGACGCAGCAGCAGGUCGACGCCGUCCACCGCAAGGGCGCUCUCUUCUUCUGUCAGCUUUGGCACGUCGGGAGGGUCUCCACCAACGGUACAUUCCUUUCCUAAGAAAUUCAUGCUAUUUUGUGUUGCUAAACUAUAUGAUCCCCAUGAUCCAUUAAUAGUCACUAAUACUUAAUCUCGCUCUCUGUUUAUAUAUGGACAAAGAGUCUGGUA